CUGUACCCUUUGGCUGUAACCUAUUGUCCCCGAGCCGCUUCGGGAAACAUUUCGGAGUUCCGCUCCCUUGUCUCUGUGUCCAAGCUAAGGGCGCAGCGGCUGAGCGGGCAGUGCCUGCCGGAGUUCCCGGGGGCCUGCCCCGAGGCUGCGAUACCACAGCGGACUGCCGGCCGCUCCCGGGCCGGGCUGCUCGCGAAUCCCCCGGCAGCAGCGCCGCCCGGCCCGCGCCCGGCAGCCCCGGCGCUGCGCCCCGCGGGCGGGGGAGCCGCGGGCCCCGCCCCGGCCCCGGAUGCAGUCGCGGCCCCGCCGGCGGCGCGGCGCCCAGUUCCUGUGCGUGCCCUCGGCCCGCUCGCCCUCCGCGACAUGUCGCUGGUGGCCGAGGCCUUCGUCACUCAGCUGGCCGCCGCAGAGCCUUGGCCUGAAAAUGCUGCCUUGUAUCAGCAACUGAAGGAGGAACAAAUUUUGCUUUCUGAUAAUGCAUCUUCCCUUGCUGUUCAGGCCUUUUUGCAAAUGUGCAAUCUGCCAGUGCGGGUGAUUUGCAGGGCAAACGCAGAGUACAUGUCCCCAUCUGGCAAAGUACCCUUUAUUCAUGUGGGAAAUCAAGUAGUAUCUGAACUUGGGCCCAUAGUCCAGUUUGUAAAAGCCAAGGGCCAUUCUCUGAGUGAUGGAUUAGAUGAAGUCCAAAAAGCUGAGAUGAAAGCCUACAUGGAAUUGGUCAAUAAUAUGCUCUUGACAGCAGAGCUCUAUCUCCAGUGGUGUGAUGAUGUUACAGUAGAGGAGAUUACUCACCCAAGGUAUGGCUCUCCUUACCCGUGGCCUCUUAACCGCAUUUUGUCCUAUCAGAAGCAGUGGGAGGUUAGGAGAAAGAUGAAAGCCAUCGGAUGGGCUGGAAAGACACUUGAACAGGUGCUUGAAGAUGUAGAUCAGUGCUGUCAUGCUCUCUCCCAGAGAUUAGGAACACAACCAUAUUUCUUCAAUAAGCAACCAACUGAACUAGAUGCUCUGGUGUUUGGACAUCUGUUCACAAUCCUUACUACUCAACUAAUCACUGAUGAACUCUCUGAAAAAGUGAAGAACUACAGCAAUCUCACGGCGUUCUGUCGGCGAAUAGAGCAGCAGUACUUUGAGGGCCGUGAGAAGGACAGCUGUACGAGUGCAGCGCGAUCUUCCAAGAGGUCCUUGCUGAGAUGAGCGUGGUUCCUGGGCUGGGGCAAGUUGCAGUUUUGGGUUUAUCAUUUUUCCGUCAAUUGAUUUUGAGAAUGGAAAUGUGUGUUAGCUUUUUGAAGCUGCCAAAUUAUUCUGGAGUGAGAAAAAAUGUUAAAUACAGUUUUUGUGUUGUCGAAUGCACUGUACACAUUUAAGCUGAAAUGUCUGUAUGAAUGUUUCCAUUUUAAUAGCCUGUAUGCCACUUACUGUAAAGUGACCUUGGAAAAAUAUUGUAUCUGUUUCAAAAAAAUAAAACACUGAAAGUUGA
Messenger RNA from Prinia subflava (tawny-flanked prinia), 1474 nucleotides. RefSeq names its product metaxin 2 (gene MTX2). The coding region runs from base 364 to 1191 and encodes 275 amino acids. Gene Ontology annotation, biological process: mitochondrion organization. Lineage: Eukaryota; Metazoa; Chordata; Aves; Passeriformes; Cisticolidae. Gene Ontology annotation, cellular component: cytoplasm; SAM complex. The record is from RefSeq and is a predicted model, not a curated record. The transcript is spliced from 10 exons.